Girardinichthys multiradiatus is the source of this 1663-nucleotide messenger RNA. It is a transcript of the gene tmem30b, whose product is annotated as transmembrane protein 30B. The record is from RefSeq and is a predicted model, not a curated record. Gene Ontology annotation, cellular component: endoplasmic reticulum; Golgi apparatus; plasma membrane. The transcript has 8 exons. Lineage: Eukaryota; Metazoa; Chordata; Actinopteri; Cyprinodontiformes; Goodeidae. Gene Ontology annotation, biological process: phospholipid translocation. Bases 1 to 1227 code for a protein of 408 amino acids.
AUGGCGGAUGGCCCAUGGCGUGGUUUCUACUGCGCCUUUGCGGUAUCUAUGUACUCAAUGUUUAUGUGGAAAGUAGGGCGGGGCAGGAAGAAAAAGGGGAGGGGCAUGACAGGUAAAGGUGAGCUUCUACACCCAGGAAAAGAUCUCAGCGUCUUGUUGACUUCCUUGUUUCUCUGUUCUCCAGCGGACUGCGCAAUCAAGGCAAUGGUGAAGCACGAGCAGGAGGAGUCUCCCAACAGGCCUGACAACACUGCCUUUACCCAGCAGAGGCUUCCGGCAUGGCAGCCCAUUCUCUCCGCAGGCAUUGUUAUUCCAGGGUUUGUCCUCAUUGGGCUCGCAUUCAUUGGCGUUGGAGUUGGUCUCUUCAUCACUUCACGGGACGUCCAGGUGCUGGAGUUGGACUACACUGGUGCUGUAGCAACCGAUCCCUGCUAUAAGUGCAGUGACCCAAGUAUCAAGGAUUGCGGGUGCACCAUGGAGUUCCAUCUCGACACUCUGUUUAAGGGGCCUGUCGUCAUUUAUUAUGGCUUGAACAACUACUUUCAGAACCAAAGGAAGUACGGCAUAUCCAAAGAUGACAAUCAGUUGUAUGGAGACCUGGAUACCUUUAAAAGUCCUGCUACAGCAUGUUCCCCCUAUGAUUAUGAUGGCAAGCGUAACCCAAUCGUGCCUUGUGGAGCGCUGGCAAACAGCAUGUUCAAUGACACCUUUAGGCUGUAUCGGAUGGUCAACGGGAGUAAAAAGGAAGUGCCUCUUAAUGGAAAAGGGAUUGCUUGGUGGACAGACCAAAAUGUCAAGUACCGAAACCCCAAUGAGACACCCCUGAUUAACGCUUUCAAUGGAACGGUGAAGCCCAUAAAUUGGCCCAAGGCUGCUUACGAGCUGGACACCACUGAUGUGUAUAACAACGGCUUCAUCAAUCAAGAUUUCCUCGUCUGGAUGAGAAGGGCAGCUCUUCCCGAUUUCAGGAAGCUAUAUCGACGAAUCACAAAAGAUGAGUAUCAAGCUGGUCUACCAGCUGGAAACUACUCUCUGGAAAUUUCCUACAACUACCAUGUUCUGAGCUUCAAAGGAAAGAAGAAAUUGGUGCUCAGCAACGUCUCUUGGAUGGGAGGAAAGAAUGAUUUCCUGGGCAUUGCCUACCUUGUGGUUGGUUCCUUGUGUGUAAUCAUGUCCAUUGUUAUGCUCAUCGUGUACGCUAAAUUCAAGUUUCCUGAAGAAGACUGAGCAUCUCAAUAAGAGCCAACGAAAACUUCAACCUCAGUUAGCGACAGCUGCUCUGGCUUCAAACAGAGGGUUAGAAUGACCUCUGAACUGAAGGCACAAUGUUGAAAUUAGGAUGUUUGAAUUUGAAUGUACUGCUAGUACACUUUUUAUUUUAAAUGUUAUCUCUAUUUCUUAAACAGCUUUUUUUCAUCUUCAGAGUUUGAGCUGCUUUCUCAUGUGAGGUUGAUCUUAAAGCUAUAUUUCUCAUGAAAAGCCAUUUAUAACUAAUCAGGUAGUUACAUUCGAUACAUAGCUUUCAUAUAAAUGUUGUAAAAAUUACCUUCUAACUCAGGGAUGUUUUACAGGCUGUUAUUUGGCUUCAAAGCUUUUUAACUUUCAGUAUUGAUAAAAAUGGGUCACAUUGUCUUUUAUUUAUUGAAUAAAUAAACAAAAAUGA